Messenger RNA from Psylliodes chrysocephalus, 4401 nucleotides. NCBI's taxonomy places the organism in Eukaryota, Metazoa, Arthropoda, Insecta, Coleoptera, Chrysomelidae. The record is from the annotation of a GenBank genome assembly.
GCUAUGAUAACAGUGCUACUGCUUUGGGAUUCCUAGAAGUUGAGGACAGGUAUAUUUUUGGUAUUGUAGCUUGUGGGUGUGGUGUAGGUUAGUUUUUAUUUUAGUUAAGUGAUAAUUGUACCUGUAGGCAAUAAAGUUACAAUGUGGGGAAUGUUCAAAGAAAGGCAUUUAAAAAUUGUGGCAAAGUGUUGUAUACUUUAUCAGGAAGCAGAAUUAUAUUUCAAAGAAGACGAAUUAAAAAAAUUGGCCGACCCUUCUGAUUGUGUGAAUCUCGUAUAUAAUCAUAUAUACAAAUUAACAACCUUUAAAGACAUAAUUGCUGACACGCAGGACAGAAAAUCAAAUAUAACAUCAGAUAUAAUAAGAAUAGAAGGCAAUGAUUACUUUUUACGCGAUAAUUACUUGAAUGCAUUGGAAAAGUAUACCAAAAGUAUUGCUUCUGCUGAAAAUGGCAGCUCCUACUUGGCUUUAGCAUACGCUAACAGAUCUGCAUGCCUUUUUAAAGGAAAGUAUUACAAGGAAUGCUUACAGGAUAUUAACAGAGCCUUAUCGCUAGAUUAUCCCGAAAAGUUAAAACCAAAAUUACUGAAACGAAAAAUGGACGCUGAAUCUCAAAAACAUAUGCAAAAACAAGUGAGAUUUUACAGAAAGCCUCCCGUUAUCAGAUCUAAAAAUCCUUUGAUAUCUUGUGCAGAAGAUUCUAUAGAAAUACAAUACAACAAAAAAUAUGGUAGACAUAUUAUUGCGACUAGAGAUAUAAACAUUGGAGAAGUUUUAUCUGUAGAAAAUUCUUUUUGUCACGUUGUAUGUCCAGAGAGCAAAUAUAUACACUGUCAUGAGUGUUUAGAACUUUGUUUUAAUAUGAUUCCAUGUCAAAACUGCACUGGAGCAUUGUAUUGCAGCGAAGAUUGUAGAAGUAACGCUUUCAAAGGGUAUCAUAAAUAUGAGUGUCAAUUUCCCAAGUUCUUGUGUAUAGAUCCUAGAAUGAUGAUGUUCAUCAAAUUAACAUUAAUUGGUAUGGAUGAUUCUAAAAAAACAAAAGCCGAGUUACCUGAUGAUAUUCACAGAUCUGACUCCUUUAAAGAAAUUAUAAAAUUACAAACGCAUGACAAAGAGUGUGGUUCCAUGACACUAUAUACGACAGCAACUAUUGCAUCAAUAGCUUAUCACGUCCUUAAAGAAAAUCAAGAAUUCGCCUCAAAAUACAAUACAGAUGAAGAUGACCUGAAUUUAAAGAAACUGCUUUUUAAAACUUUCUUGAUUACUACGUUUAUUUCAUUUUUAAUUUCAAAAAUGUUUAAUAUUAACAUUAUUAACUCUAAGGAACUUGGACAUGCUUUAUAUGCUUUUACUAGUUUGUACAACCAUUCGUGUGUGGCCAAUGCUCAAUAUUUCCACCAUGGAUCCUCGAUAGUAACAAGGGCAAUAGCUUCUAUAAAAAAGGGAGAACAAAUUACUAUUUCUUAUGGAUUAACCUUCGACAAUCAGUCAAGAGCUUAUCGACAAAAAAUACUAAAGGAACUUUACCUGUUUGAAUGUGAUUGCAAAGCUUGUACCAAUAACUGGCCCACUGGAGAUAACCUGCCAUUUGGAAAAGAGAUCCCUCUAUCGUUCAUACUGAAUUUGGAACCUUCUCAAGAAUACAACGAAGAAUUGGACCAGUUUAUUUUAAACAAGUGCAAGAGAUUGUAUUAUCAGUUAAAAAAUUAUGAACCUUGUCAAAAUUUAUUGAUAUUGCAAUAUAACAUCGCUCAAGUUUAUAGACAUGAGGCCUGUAGCGAAGUAAAAUUUUAAAUUUAAAUACUAAACUAACUUUUCAAAAUAAUAGACAGUGGGAAAAUUUCAGGAAUGUGUAAUGGAAUGCUGACAUUUCAUAUUAUACCGGGUGUUUAAAUUAAAGUGUUACAGCUAUAUUCUGCCUUUUAUAAAAAAAAAACGUUUCAGACAAAAGUUUUAUAGUUUUGUGGGGAAAAUUUUUUGGAUAAAAUCAUAUUUUAUAGCUAACCAUAAUAUGGCCAACUUUUUUUUCACCUAGAAAAAUUUUCAAGUAGCUGUUACUCAAAAAGUAAAAGACCAAUAAAAAAAAAUAUUUCCCUCAAAAGUUUCUUAUCUUUUUAUGUACUCUAGGAAUAUGUAAAAAUAAAAUGGGGUUCCAAUUUAAAAAAACAAAGUCCACCUUUGAUAUGGCCAUAUUACGGUCAGCUAUAAGAAAAUUAAUUUAGCCAAAAUGUUUCCCCCAAAAAACUUGUCUGAAACUUUUUUUUCUAAAAUGCAUAUUUUCCGCGGUAUUUAAUUUGAACACCCGGUAUAAAAAAAUUAAAAUAUAUUCUCAAAACAAGAUAAGUAUAGGACAAGUAUAGGAGCUCAUUGCAAAAUUUAGGCUGCCGCGAUUUUGUGAGCGCGCGAGUUUCGGUCAAAAUUAGAGAAGGGCUUUUAUAUAUUUAAUUGUUUUGUUAUUUUUAUAAAGAUAGUUUAACUGUUGCUUUCUUUUUUUUUAUUGAUUUUAUUUUUAAUUGUGUUAAAAACGUCCAUGUAAAUCUAAAGCAGUAAAUAAUUUUCAAUAGAAGCAAAUAACUAGAGAGUUACCAGUUUUUUUUGUUGUUUAUUGCAAUUUACGGAAAUUGUUAGACUUUAAACUUAAUUACACAAUAUUUUUUGAGAACACAAAACAACUUUUUAAGUAAUAAUACUCGAUUAUGGAUUCACAAAUGAUCAAGAAUUUUUUUUUAAUCAAAACCUUUUCUCGUGUUUAUAAAACUUUUUGGAACACACGGUGUAAUGGAUUGCAACGUGCUCUUUGAGCACGUCGUUUGCAAGAAAGUACAUUCAGGUAUUGUGUUGUUAACGACGGAGCAUGUUACAAUUUAUUAUACAGCGUGUCCCAAAUUUUUAGAUUAACAACAAAGUGCAUUCAAAUAUUGUUGUUAACAACGUGCUUAAAGAGCACGUCGCAAUCUAUUAUACAGUGCGUCUCAAAUUAUAGGACUGGGACGUGCUCUUUGGGCACGUCGUUAAUACACAUAUCUGAAUACACUUUAUGUUUGAUUAUGUAUUCCCAAGUGAUGCACAACAUUUUAUUAAGAAUUUAUAUUUUUUUUUAAACAAAACUUUUUCUUAUGUGUAUAAUCAAAGAGCACGUCGCAAUCUAUUAUACAGUGUGUCCUAAUUUUUUAGAUUGUGACGUGCUCGAAGAGUAAAUACCAAUAUCUGAAUACACUUUAUGUUUGAUUAUGUAUUCCCAAGUAAUUCAAAAUAUUUUAUCAAGAAUAUAUAUUUUUUUUAACAAAACUUUUUCUUAUGUCUAUAAAACUUUUUGGAAUACACUAAUCGAUUGCAACGUGCUCUUUGAGCACGUCGCUAACAAGCAAGUACAUACAGGUAUUGUUUUUUAGAUUUUUAGAUUGUGACGUGCUCAAAGAGUACAUCUUUAUUAACAAUAUCUGAAUACACUUCAUAUUUGAAUGUAUUCCCAAGUAAUACAAAACAUUUUAUCAAGAAUAUAUAUUUAUUUUUAAACAAAACUUUUUAUGUGUGUAAAACUUUUUGGAACACACGGUGUAAUAAAUUGCAACGUGCCCUUUGAACACAUUGGUAACAAGCAAGUACAUUCAGGUAUUGUCGUCAACGUCGUGCUCAAAGAGCACGUCGCAAUCUAUUAUACAGUGUGUCCCAAAUUAUUAGAUUGUGACGUGCUCGAAGAAUACAUCUUUAAUACCAAUAAUAUCUGAAUACACUUUAUGUUUUAUUAUGUAUUCCCAAGUGAUGCAAAACAUUUUAUCAAGAAUACAUAUUUUUUUUAACAAAACUUUUUUUUAUCUAUAUAAAACUUAUAAAACUUUUAGAAUACACUAAUGGAUUGCAACGUGCUCUUUGAGCACGUCGCUAACAAGCAAGUACAUUCAGGUAUUGUUUUUUAGAUUGUGAGGUGCUCGAAGCAGAGUACAUCUUAAAUACCAAUAUCUGAAUACACUUCAUGUUUGAUUAUGUAUUCCUAAGUGAUGCAAAAUAUUUUAUUUCUUAUGUACAUAAAACUUUUUGGAACACAAAAUGUAUUCAGAUAUUGGUGUAAACUUUGGCGUGACGCGUGACACCAAGUGAAAAAGCGUGACAAUCACGCCUAAAAAGGGGCGUCUGACAAUCUUAUACUUUAUAGUGUUAAGUAACAAUUAUGUAUUUUAAACAUUUUUUUGCACAAUUUUUUAUAAUGCAAAAAAUUCUUCUUUGGAUAUAUGGCAACUCUGUUAGACCUUCCUGAAAUCAUUAGUUUAUUGCAGGGAAACAAUAAACAAACAAAAAAUAAAUUAAAUUAUUUUUAAAAUAUUUGCGAGGUCAGUAUCUGUGUCUCACAGCGUAAUGCGUUGUUUUUAAUUAAAAUUAAAAUUUUUGUUUUUUGAACCAAUA